AAUGGAUAAAAUUGGAGUGGAGAAACCACCACUCUUUUCUUUUUCUUCUCUUUUGGUCAUUGAACUUGACAAACCGACGCCGUUUAAGCGCCCUUCAUGCCUCCACCAUUCCACAAUUCCAACACUCAAAACACUGUACAACGCAUCCAUACAAAAACCCAAUGGUGGCGUCACUCAUGGGACACAACUGCUAUCAGCUUAUCAUCUCAUCAUCUUCUAAAACAUGCUCCUACGUGGCACAAUCUCCGCUCCCCUCUCUUGUCUCCGCCUCAGAAGCACCACCACCUCCACUCCCCCUUUAAACGUCUCCGUUUCGCGGCGCACUUCAACCACCACCAACAAUUACUCAAUCUCCGACCAAGACCUGGACUCCCGAGGCUUCCUCCUCCACCGCACGAUCGCGGAGCUCAACCUGGACCACCUCAACAAGGUCUUCGUGGCGGUCGGGUUUCCGAAGCGUGAUCCGGAUAAGAUCCGAACGGCGCUGGAGCACACCGACGCGCUGCUGUGGAUGGAGUACAGGAAGACGAAGAGGCCUGUGGCGUUCGCUAGGGCGACAGGGGACGGCGUUUUCAACGCGAUCAUAUGGGACGUGGUGGUGGACCCCUCGUUUCAGGGGCUGGGGCUGGGGAAGGCGGUGAUGGAGAGGUUGGUGGAGGAGCUGGUGGCGAAAGGGAUUUGUAAUAUUGCUUUGUAUUCGGAGCCCCGGGUUCUCGGGUUUUACAGGCCCUUGGGCUUUGUGGCGGAUCCGGAUGGGAUCCGGGGAAUGGUGUACUCCAGAAAACCCAAAAAGAAGACAUAAAUAUUCACUGUUUGUUUUGGUUGAUAAAUAUUCAUUUGAUAGGUUAAUUGUAAGAUUUCUUUUGUUUGGUAAAUAUUCAUGGUAAAGAUAAGCAGCAAAGCACAGGCCAUUACAGAAAUUCUGUGCUUUUUUCUGGAUUGCUGUAUCUCUCAUUGAUUGUUUCUUGUCUUCCUCCUGAAGAAGACAGGCUUGUGUAGUUUUUGAAUUUUUGCAAACAAGCAAUUUGGCUCAUGAUUCUACUGAUGGAGUUUCUGAGAUUGCGGAAUAUGUGAAAAUCAUUAGUUGUUGUUGCAGAAAACUAUGAAAUCAUGUAACUUGUGUCAGCUGCCUCAGGGUAUAAUAUACACAAAUACACGAGGGGAAAUUCAACCAGACAAAAGAGGAGAGAAUGAUCUGACCCAAAAAAAGAGAGGAGAAUUUUAUUGAAUCCAACAAAAAUACUUCAUAGUAAGAGCUACAGUUGAAAGGAAAAAUGCGUCAAAUUUGCCAAUUGAAAGACAGACAAGCCAAAGAUUUCAUCUUGAUGAAGUUAACAGCAGAAUUGAAGGACCCAGAACAAGAUUGAUGUAGCUGACGGAAUCUGAAUUGGAAAUUUUACCUUGAGUGAAGGAUCAAGAUACGUCCUUUGCGGUUUGCAAGAAAGCAGCAGAGCAAAGAAUAGAAGUAAUAAACGCAAAAAUUCCCAAAACGAUCAUCAGAGAAAUCCCUGCCACCGCCAAAUCCAAUA
Prunus mume (Japanese apricot) is the source of this 1529-nucleotide messenger RNA. Its product is annotated as Acyl-CoA N-acyltransferases (NAT) superfamily protein. NCBI's taxonomy places the organism in Eukaryota, Viridiplantae, Streptophyta, Magnoliopsida, Rosales, Rosaceae. Gene Ontology annotation, molecular function: N-acetyltransferase activity. Gene Ontology annotation, cellular component: cytoplasm. The record is from RefSeq and is a predicted model, not a curated record.